Molecule: messenger RNA, 1590 nt
Organism: Trematosphaeria pertusa
Lineage: Eukaryota; Fungi; Ascomycota; Dothideomycetes; Pleosporales; Trematosphaeriaceae
Exons: 1
Coding region: 1-1443 (480 amino acids)
Source: RefSeq, a predicted model, not a curated record
AUGCCGCUAAUCCGCACCUGCAUCCAGAAGCUCGCGCGCCUCGUCAUGUCCUCCCCAGAAUCCGGCGAGCUGUGUUCCUCUCCUCCCGAUGCCAGCGCCAAGCCGCCGCUCGGCGGUAUUAGGCGGGAUGAUGAAGUCGUCGUUAGCGUGCAGGAGCACGAUGACGACUCCGACGACGUGAGCCUCUUGUUCCCGCGCUAUAGCGUUGGGAUCGCGGAUGUUAGCUCGCAGGCUGUGGCUAGCACGACGGAUGAGGGCGCGUCGGUGAGGUCGCUGGCGGGAGGGACGACUGCUACCGAUUACGACUCGUCGCCGGCGCAGUUCGCGUCGCCGCCCCCUCCGAAUGUUGCGCGAUCGAGCGCUGGAGGAGGUAAGGACGGCCGCAAAUCCCCUCUGGACAACAACGACAAGCCGGUCAGCCCGCUCCAUCUCUCCUCCUCCAACUCUACCGUCAUCAACGACUCCGCCGUCGACGACGCUAAGGACGCCCCCACUCCCCCACCCUCCCCCAUCUCCUCCGCCAUGCUGACCCUGCACCCCGCCGGCCCGCACGCCCGCGCCAUCGCAGACUGCAAGGCCAUCCUGCUGCGCGGCGCCGCGGCGUGGAGCGCCGACUCUAUCAAAGACACCACGAAGACGAUCGAAGCCGCGCUAAGCGUCCUUUACAAGGCGCUCGAGGAGGCGAGGGAUGAGGCAGAGGCGCAUCCCGCGGAGGUGGCGCGCAGGAUGAAGACGCUGGAGCUGGUGAGUGCGAGGUUGGAGAAGCUGGAUGGGGAUGAGACGAAUGUUGUGUUGGUGGCGAUGGUGAGGGCGGGGGUGAAGGGCGUGCUGGUGGAGGGGAGGCGGUUGUUGGGGUGUGUGGAGGGGGAGGCUGGGAUGGGGGAGGUGGGGAAGAAGGAGGAGGGGAAGGGGAAGGAGAAGGGGGAUGUCGAGACGAAGAGUCUCGGGGAGCGGAAUGAGUCUGAAGAGGUGGAGAUGAAGUCUCUGAAAGAGAACGACGAGCGUCAGGAACGGGAUAUCGAUAUGAAGUCUCUGAAGGAGGAUGACGAGCCCAAGAAGAAAGAUGUCGACAUCGAGUCCCUGACGAAGCCCAACGAUUCCCAGGAGCAAGACGUCGACAUGAAGUCUCUAAAGGAGCUCGACGAGUCCAAGGAGCAGGGAUUCGACAUCAAGUCCCUGAGCCGGCCUGACGAGCCCAAGGAGCAGGAUGCCGACAUGAAGUCUCUGAAGGAGAGCAUUGAUCCUAAAGCGCAGGAUAUCGACGUCGAGUCCCUAACCCAACCCGACGAGCCCGAGAAGCAGGACGCUAGCACGAAGUCUCUAAACCAGCCCGAUGAAUCCAAAGAGCACGAAGUCGACAUGCAUUCUCUAAAGGAGAAUGAAGAUCCCAAAAAGGUGGAAUCUAUCGACGAGAGGAAGGAUUCGAAAACUAUGGCAUUGUAACUCCACAUUGCGCCGUCUCCAGGAGGCAGGCAUUGGAAAUAAUAUGAUAAGCUUGGGCUCAGCGGUAUUCUUACCCCGGUGGAUUAUUACACCGAAUUGGCUGUUGGUUAGCUCGUUAGCGCUCAAAUGGCAUUUCUAAGGUCGGAA